GGAGGAAAGUGAGCGCGGGCCAGUUUGUGGCACGUGCUGGCGGCAGCAACUUGCACUACUGGAUGGGGUUGCACAGUUGCUUCAAUGCGGUCCGAGCCGCUUCGGGUCGCUGGCUUCGGCAGCGUCCCCUCUGCAGGGCAUGGGGUCUGCAGGGAAGCUCCGGGAGGAGCUACACCGGCGGUUUCCCCCAGACCCCUCCAACCUUUGGAUUCCUCUUUGAUAUUGAUGGGGUGUUUGUCCGUGGCCAUGAGGUGAUCCCUGCUGCCUUGGAAGCUGUCCGAAAACUGGUUGACUCGGAAGGGCUUCUCCGAAUGCCAAUCGUUUUUGUCACUAAUGCUGGAAAUUGUGCACCACAUGUGAAAGCUCAGGAGCUGUCGAACUUCCUGGAUUUUCAGGUUGAACCAGAACAAGUAAUAAUUUCUAACAGCCCCUUGAAAUUCUUCUCGAAGUUCCAUAACAAGCGAAUGCUGGUAUCAGGGCAGGGACCUGUGGUGGACCAUGCCCGGAACUUGGGUUUCCAGAAUGUGAUUACUGUUGAUGAAUUGAGAAAAACAUUUCCUGUACUUGACAUGGUUGAUCUUGAACGACGGCCAAAGACUAUGCCUCCUUUGGUGACUGACUUCCCCCCCAUAGAAGGGGUACUUCUCCUUGGAGAGCCAGUCCGCUGGGAAACAAGUCUCCAACUUAUCAUAGAUGUCCUUCUCAGCGAUGGCAACCCUGGUACAGGACUAGCAAUAGCCCCCUACCCUCAUCUUCCUGUAUUGACCAGCAACAUGGAUCUCCUUUGGAUGGCUGAAGCUAAGAUGCCCAGGUUUGGCCAUGGAACCUUUCUUCUCUGUCUGGAGAGCAUCUAUCAAAAAAUAACGGGCAGGGAAUUGAAAUAUGAAGCCCUGGCAGGCAAACCCAACAUCACUACCUACCAGUAUGCGGAGUCCCUGAUCAGGAAGCAGGCAGAGAGAAGGGGCUGGGAGGCCCCCAUCCGUAGACUCUAUGCUAUUGGUGAUAAUCCAGUGACUGAUGUCUAUGGCGCCAACCUGUACAACCGCUACCUGCAGAACCACGGGAAGAGUGAAAUACAGGAACGCUAUGCCGUGAUCGAGAAAAAGCAGGGACCGCCACGGGCAGAGAGAUGCCUGUCCAUCCUCGUACGGAGUGGGGUAUACGAUCCUUCCCAGACACAAACAGAGACCGCAUUCCACGGCCACCGGGACUUCGUCUUUGACUCCAGCCUCUUAGAAGCCUCCCACGUGGUGGACGAUGUACAUGCGGCAGUACAGCUGGCUUUCUGCGAGGAGGGCUGGGAUCAUGUAUAGGAGGAAUGGCAGGUGGGAAGGAUAAAAGGUGUGGCUAAGAGAUGGGAGGAAAUAUGUUGAGGGAUUAAUGAAUAUUGAUUGCUGGGAAGUCCAUGCAAGAUAAUCAGCACAUCAUACGGAAUUCUCAGGGUCCGCUUACCCAAAGCCUCUCCAAACGGACCCUUCAGAAAUAAUGAUGAUUUUGGCCACAAGAGAGAGACUUUGCUUUUAGUCCUUUCCAUAGGAAAAUAGGUUAGGCAGCACCUUGGUGGAAAAGUUAGGAUUUCUGACUCUGAUACAGAGUGACUGUACAUUGUCAUGACUGGUCCCUUCACCUCUGUGCCUCAUUUUCACUGCAAAUUAAAUGGGAUUAGAUGUCUCUACAAAAGGAGGAAGGGAAGAGAAAAGUAAUCGUUUUAAAGGACUUUUGCCCUCAUUGAAAUAUGCUGUUGCAUGUGUCUAUAAAGUGUCACUAACAUUACAUAGUAUAUUUUGAAUGGUAUCCAGAGGACCUUGCACUGAUUUUUUAAAAUUAUUAAUACCGAAAUGAAAAUAAAUUUUCAUUAUCCUGUCUAGUAAGAGGUUCUUUAUCUAGAUGUUACAGCAAAGCUUCAUUAUUUGGGAGGAGGUUGUUGGUGAACUCAGGGGAAAGACUUUUGUAACAUUUUCCUUCCCAGAUAUGCUAUGACCUAAUUUCCCAUAGAAGGGUGUGUGAAUGUGUGAGUGCACGCUUGCCCGUGCACAUAUCUGUGCAGCAGGCUUUAUAGUCUGUUCUUGCUCUCCUUCAAUGAUUAUUUUGGGUGAUUAAACUUGUUUCUUUAUAGUAA
Molecule: messenger RNA, 2119 nt
Organism: Antechinus flavipes (yellow-footed antechinus)
Lineage: Eukaryota; Metazoa; Chordata; Mammalia; Dasyuromorphia; Dasyuridae
Gene: HDHD5
Product: haloacid dehalogenase like hydrolase domain containing 5
Exons: 8
Coding region: 63-1313 (416 amino acids)
Biological process (GO): glycerophospholipid biosynthetic process
Cellular component (GO): mitochondrion
Source: RefSeq, a predicted model, not a curated record